Molecule: messenger RNA, 321 nt
Organism: Harmonia axyridis
Lineage: Eukaryota; Metazoa; Arthropoda; Insecta; Coleoptera; Coccinellidae
Exons: 1
Coding region: 1-321 (106 amino acids)
Source: RefSeq, a predicted model, not a curated record
AUGCUCAUAAACACAACCAAAACAAAAUGUAUGGUAAAAUCUAAAGAACCCGUAAGAUGUAAACUGGAGAUUGAUGGAAAGAUGGUGGAACAGGUGAAAGAGUUCACAUACUUAGGAGCAGACAUCACUAGCUACGGAGAUCUAAAGCGGGUAGUAAGAAAUCAGACAAUGAAAGCGUCGACGAUAUCAGGUUGUCUUCAGGAUAUUGUAUGGUGCAAUAAAUAUCUCAACAUAGACAGCAAAAUAAGAAUAUACAAGACAGCCAUCCGACCCAUCAUGACUUAUGCUGCGGAGACAAGACCAGAUACGGCAUGGACAUGA